AUGGCGUCCAAUCGAUUCUUCCAUUUGGUUCUCUUCUUCCUUCUGGCUGGCUUGGCCUCUUCAACCUCUAUUUCAAGUUGCCCUGUGAACUUUGAGAAUCAGAACUACACAAUAAUUACAAGCCAAUGCAAAGGACCCCAAUACAAUGCCAAAGUCUGUUGCGACGCCUUUAAGCAAUUAUCUUGCCCUUAUUCAGAGCAGAUAAAUGACCUUAAAACUGAUUGUGCUUCAACCCUGUUCAGCUACAUAAACCUCUAUGGAAAAUAUCCACCGGGACUGUUUUCCAGUUUGUGCCGUGAUGGCAAAGAUGGUCUCGAUUGUGAAGAAACUCUGAAAACCCAAGCCAAAGCUUCUGUGGAGAAAAGUGGGGCUUCAGCAAAAUAUACUCAACCCCUAAUGCUGAUGCCCACAUCUACCUUCCUGAUGCUACUAUUUAAGUUGUUCUGA
Molecule: messenger RNA, 447 nt
Organism: Ilex paraguariensis (yerba mate)
Lineage: Eukaryota; Viridiplantae; Streptophyta; Magnoliopsida; Aquifoliales; Aquifoliaceae
Source: the annotation of a GenBank genome assembly